Molecule: messenger RNA, 609 nt
Organism: Acanthosepion pharaonis
Lineage: Eukaryota; Metazoa; Mollusca; Cephalopoda; Sepiida; Sepiidae
Source: the annotation of a GenBank genome assembly
AUGUCUUCCUCAUCAAUAGAUGAGGAAGACUUUUACGUGGCAGCCGAAAAUCUAGAGUUUUAUCAAUUACUCCCGAUUUUUUUCUUCUUCCAGUAUUCCACCGUUUUUUUUACAUUUUUUUGUCUUUUCUUUCAUUUUUUUGUGUUUUUUUCAUUUUUUUUGUCUUCUUUUUCAUUUAUUUGUCUUUUCUUCCCUAUUUUUUUACAUGUUUUUUGUCUUUUCUUUCAUUUUUUGUUUGUUUUUUUCCAUUUUUUGACUUUUCUUUCAUUUUUUUGUUUGUUUCUUUUUCAUUUUUUUUGUCUUUUCUUUCAUUUUUUUGUUUGUUUUUUUUUCCAUUUUUUGUCUUUUCUUUCAUUUUUUGUUUGUUUGUUUUUCAUUUUUUUGGCUUUUCUUUCAUUUUUUGUGUUUGUUUUUUUUUUCAUUUUUUUGUCGUUUCUAUCAUUUUUUUCGUUUGUUUUUUUUUUCAUUUAUUUGGCUUUUCUUUCAUUUUUUGUUCAUUUUUUUUUUCAUUUUUUGUUUGUUUUUUUUUCAUUUUUUGUCUUUUCUUUCAUUUUUUUGUCUUUUUUUUUCAUUUUUUUUUUUGUCGUGCAAUACUCCCCUACAGCUUAG